This is a messenger RNA of Ctenopharyngodon idella (grass carp), 6063 nucleotides long. It is a transcript of the gene pxk, whose product is annotated as PX domain containing serine/threonine kinase. Lineage: Eukaryota; Metazoa; Chordata; Actinopteri; Cypriniformes; Xenocyprididae. Gene Ontology annotation, biological process: endosome to lysosome transport; protein phosphorylation; protein targeting to lysosome. The record is from RefSeq and is a predicted model, not a curated record. Gene Ontology annotation, cellular component: late endosome; early endosome; extrinsic component of endosome membrane. The coding region runs from base 180 to 1721 and encodes 513 amino acids. Gene Ontology annotation, molecular function: actin binding; phosphatidylinositol binding; protein kinase activity. The transcript has 18 exons.
AAGCUCCUCUCAGCUAAAACAUCUACGUCACAUUUUACUGGCAGUUUCUGAUUCGUUUCUCCCACGUUGUCACAACCACAGUCGCGCAGUGAACCGUCACGUCCCUUUACCGACAGGGGUGGGCUCUCGGCUACCGAACCCUGUCGAACCAGGGCUGUUUGGUGUUGUUUUGAUCCGGGAUGGCGUUCAUGGAGCAGCAGCCGCAGCCGAUGUCCGGGAGGAAGCCGCCGCUGGACGACACCGUGCCGCUGAGCGCCGUGAUCGAGGCCAGCCAGAGUUUACAGUCGCACACGGAGUACAUAAUUCGUGUCCAAAGGGGCGUUUCCACAGACAACAGUUGGACGGUCAUCCGGCGAUACAGCGAUUUUGACAUGCUGAAUAAUAGUUUACUGAUUUCUGGCCUAAACCUGCCACUUCCUCCAAAGAAGCUGAUAGGAAACAUGGACCGAGAGUUUAUUGCAGAGCGUCAAAAGGGUCUUCAGGCCUAUCUGAACUACAUCACGCGUCACCACAUCCUCUCCAGCUGUGAGCUGGUCAAAAAGUUUCUUGACACUAAUAAUUACUCAGCAAACUACACAGAAAUAGCCUUACAGCAGGUGUCCAUGUUCUUCAGAUCCGAUCCAAAAUGGGAGGUUAUUGAGCCGUUAAAAGACAUUGGCUGGCGAUUGAGAAAGAGGUAUUUCUUGGUCAAAGACAAAGAUCAGCCCAAAGAGAAACAAGUAUUAAGUUGGGUUGAUUUGGGUCCUGAUAAGUUCCUGUCAGACAAAGAUCUCCAGUCUGCAAUGAAGCUGCUUCCAACAUUUUCUCAUUCAAACAUCUCUCCCGUCAGUUUCGCCACUAGCAGUGAAUCGUCUGCACUAGUCAUUAGAGUUUUCAGUGAGAAAGGAACGCUUAGGGAUCACAUUUGCAAGGUGAAGCCCAAAGAGCCCUUCCUGAAGAAAUACUGCAAUCCCAAAAAGAUCCAGGGUUUGGAGCUGCAGCAAAUCCGAACAUACGGAAGACAGAUUCUGGAGGCACUAAAAUUUCUCCAUGACAAGGGUUUUCCGUACGGGCAUCUCCAUGCGUCUAAUGUCCUGAUCGAGGAGAACACAUGUAAAUUGUUGGAUAUAGAGAAUUCAUUACUGGGACUGCCGUCAUAUUACCGACCCUAUGUAACACAGUUCAGGAAAAUUAAUACAACAGAAAGCAUAGAUGUCUACUCAUUUGGACACUUGCUUUAUGAAAUGACAUAUGGCCGCCCGCCUGAUGCUGUGCCCGUAGAUCAGUAUCCUCCAGCCCCGUUCCCAUCUGUAGUCUCAGUACUUCAGUCCAUCUUGUCCACAGAAGCUUGCAAAACGGGAAUGCCAACCGUUUCCCAGCUCCUACAAACACCGUUAUUCAAUGAUGUGCUGCUGUAUAACUCGGAGAAACCCCAGUUUAAGAUCAGCUCCAAAUUAAAAGAGGCUCUGAAAUCGUCUAAAGAAUGCUUGGAGAAGCAUCUAGUGGAGGAACAGAGGACGAUCCACCAGCACAAGAGGUUGACGCGAGCGCAGUCGCACCACGGCUCAGAGGAGGAGAAGCGGAAGAGGAAGAUCUUGGCCAGAAAGAAAUCGAGACAGUCGACAUAUGAAAACGAGGAGGAUCUCUCUGUCAAAUACAAUAAUAACUCUGGUUCUGGGGCGAGUUCACCUCCAACCUGCCCGUCCUCACCCACUCCUCUACCAGAGCAUGCGCCAUUUUGAACGUGUGUGGGGUAAAGUAAUUCAAUAAUAAUAAUCUAUAUCCACUGUAAAGUUGCAGCUCACCCUCCCUCAGUAGUACAUUCUGAUUCCCCACAGCAAUAUUAAUGCAUGCAAAUGCAUGCAAAUGAGGUCUGUCCAGCCAGUUUUUCAGCUACUGAGAAGGGUUAAUGCAACUUUAAAUGUUCACAAUCUGCAAUUGUCUAUUUAGGCACAAAAUUGGGCUUUUUAGGACUUUUCUGAUGGUAAAUUCUUUCUAACAAGCAUUUUGUUUUUGUGGAUUGUGAUGGUUGUUUUUUUUUCUUAUAUAUGCAUAUAUUAGAAACGGACAACAGUAACUGUUAACUGAUAUGACUAGAAACUGACUUGUUUUUAAGAUUUUUUUUUUUUAGAUGAUCAUUGAAUGAAGAAUAAAAAAAAAAAGUGGUCUUAAAGGGUCAUGAAACCCCCUGUUUCAGCAGCAGUCGGUUCUCAUCAUAGUUUUGAAAAAUGCUUCAAAAGUGGGCGGGGUGAGCUGCGGAGUGGAGGGGGAAGACAGGAGACUGACAACACAAUGGUUUCUGAUUCAGACAGUUUUAUUUCGCUUUCAUUGAGUUAAAAGCAUCAAAGCUUCCCACAAAUGCACGCUGCAAUUCACCAUUAAACAACACAAUAUACACAUGCUUUGUAAGCUCACUGUAAAUUACAUACAUAUCCUGUGACAGCUAUCUUUUAAUGCACAAAUAAAUGCACAGCCGUUUCGAUCUGCAUCAAAAAUAUAUAUGAACACGUUGUUGGAUCUUUAAUAUCUAAUCGGUCUAAUUGGUUAAAGGAACGUGAAGAGCGGUUAAACUCGCAGUGUGGAUGAAUCUCGUUUGUGUCGGAGACUGAGGAUCUAUUGAAGGGAACUUGUGCGAAGCAGAAACUCUUACAAAGCAAAAACAAACACUCGUUUUUGACCCAUUACUGCAUCUCUCACUUAGCCUACUGUAUGCAAUCUCACUGUUUGAAGCGCCUGUCAUGGGAAAUCCAAGCAUGCUGUCGUGAAUAAUUAAGCAAGGCAUCUUCUCAUAGGACAAGGACACGCAGUCUCAUGAAUAAUUAUGAGACACCGAUGAGUCAUCAAUGUACCAUAAUACAGGAAAACAUCACAUCCUGUCACAAAGACGAAUUUUGUGUACGAAUUUUACACUAUUUUCAACCCGGAAGUUGAAAAUAGUGCAAAAAAGAAUACAUUUAACUAGUUUUCUCCCACAUUUAAAACUAGUGGAUGGUAACAUUGUCUUCUAUGAUGUUCAACACACAUAACACAAUCUGUUAAAUUCUCAGAAUAUUUAGUUUAGGGUUUCAUGACCCUUUAAAGCAAUUGCAACUGAGCACAACUAGUUGUUGAUGAUACAUGCAUCUUGCUGAUUGGUUCAGAAGGCAUGACUCAUGCUGUCCAUCACUUAUUUCCAAGAAGGUGAUUGGUCAGUAAACUCACAGUAUCGACAAAUCAGCUUUAAGGUAUUUAAAGUCAAUAUGAAAUGGAAGUUUUCUUUCUAACCCUCAUAUUUGUAAGUAUUACUUAAUAAUUAUAUUUUAAAUUAUAUUUUUAUCACAAAAUAGUGUAUUAUAUUUACUUAUUAAAUUUAUAUUAAAUAUAAAUGUAUUUAAUUAUAUUAUAUUUUUAUCAAUAAUACUUUAAUGAAUUAUAUUUAUAUCAGUAUAUUUGUACAUAUAAAUAUUUAAAUAUACAUUUUAAAUAUGUUUUAUAUUAUUUUAUAAUUUAUAAUUUAUAUUUAAUUAUAGAUAAUUAUAAUUCUAUUUUCUAUUAGUACAUUUUAUAUCAUAAUAUAUUAUUUAUUGAAUCUUAUUAAAUAACUUUGCUUAUUAAAUAUAAAUUUAAAUAAAUUUGAAUUAUGUAAUAAAUAAUGCUAUUUUAUUUCAUAGUAUUUUUUCAUAGUGGUCAAUCGAUAUAGCACCAAGACUGAUAUAUCGGCCGAUAUCUGGAUUUUUUUGUAAUUAUCGGCAUCGGUCGGUGUGUCAGGAGCAGGACUUUUAUUUUGACAGCGCUGAGAAUGCCAGUACCUUAGCACACAAUGCUCCCAUUCUCCGUAUUAGUUUUUCCAUCUCUGUUUAACAGUCCUAUAUAAUAUGUUAGUAGAUAAAUCUGGUAAACAAAGAAAGUAAACGGUAUAUGAAAACAUAUUCUAGCUUUUGCUUUUAUAUUAUUAGUAAUAGAAAGGCAAACACUAUCUAUCGUCAGCAUUCAGCAAAUACGCAUUUAUAUAAUUUAAGUCUUUGAAUAUCUAAUAACACUAACAUUUAAUUUCACAAACCUUGCAGACUUUGUCACAUUCAGAUGUGAGAUCUUCCGAAGUGUGUAUUUGUAGACUGCAUAAAAACAGGUUACUCUGUGCGAAUUGAAUGCAGACAGGAGAGACGCGCAAACAACAAACUUUAAACGCUUGAUUUCAAACAAUGCUGCGCUAUAUUCUUUUGUCAACUGUCAUAUUAAUGUCAUUUUCACUGUGUGCUGUAUGUAAAAUUAGUGUUAACUUGUUUUUAUUUGAAAAAAAUAUGAUAUAUAUGGUUUAUAUUGGCCAUUGGCCACUCCGCUUUCUAAGACAUUGGCCAUCAAAAAAAUCAAUAUCGGUUGCUAAUUACUUUCAUGUUGACUUUAAAUGUUGCCUUUUGUGGUAAGUGUAUCAUUCUGAAUGGCUGUUGUAUUUUAUAACUUCCUGUUUACAUACCGCAAAGGAUUCUGAGUAGGUAUAUUACUAAAACGUGACCGAUAUUGAUGGACUGUUUUCUGAUUCCCGCAGGAGCACCUCCAGCACCUCCUCUUCCUCCCCCCGCUGCUGCUCCUCCUCCUCCUCCCCCUCCUCCUCCUGGGAGUGAACCCGUCCCUCCGUCCCUCUCACCUCCCAGUGUCAACGGCGUGGGCCGGGGCGCCCUCCUCAGCUCCAUCCAGUCCUUCAACAAAGGCAAACUGAAAAAAUCAGAUACUGUUGAUCGCAGCAUCCCACGUUUGUGAAAAAAAAAAAAAAAAAAAUGCUCAUCUUUGUUUUAGUGCAAUUUGUCCACUCAAAGUCUUUUAGCAACUUGCGUCUAGCAGUGAAGAGUGACUGUUUGUAUCUGGACUUCUUCGAUGUUUGUUUUAUUCACAUUUAAUUCCAGUGUAGCCCUGAAUUUUUUUUAAGCUGCUCAAUGUAGCCUAAACAAUUCUGUUUGGACCAGAUGUCAUAUCUAAAAUGUACAUGCGCGCUCAUUUGAGCGAAAAAGUUUACCAUCUACAUUUUAAAGUACUGAAUUCUGAAGGCAAGGACACAAGUUGGUGGAGAACGCGGGCAGCACAUUUACUUUGAAUGGAAAUGUAACUGGAUUUUAUUAUUGGUUCAUAAAACGAGUGAUGUUUGAUUCUGACAUUUUAAUUCAACUUUGGUUAUGAUUCAUUUUGGAGGGUUUGGGAUGAUGUUUUUUAAGCAUUUGCCACAUUUACCAUUGUGCCUACAAAAGCUGAGAGCGUUAUUUGUUCUCUACGUUUUUUUCCUGCGGAAAUAUUGAGCUACAUUGUUCUUAUUUUCUUUCAGAAGAAAGUAAUAUUCGUAUUCCUGUUCUGCAAGAUCACAAUCAACAUGUUGCACGAAUAGCGACAUUUAAACGAUGCGUUAUACAUUUAUGCCCCUUAAUGACACAGUCGCUGUACCAGAAAAACAAUGGCUUUGAUUUACCACUGACAUGAUUAUAUAAUGGCCAUUGUGAUGUCACUUACGCCAUCUAAUCCUAUUGGUUGUUGCAGCCUGGUGGUAAAUGGAAGUGAUGUCUUGUUUUGCACACAUAUAUUGAGAGAAAGUAACUUCUAUAAUUCAUGUUCAUUCUUGAAAACCAGAUUCAUUUGUUAUCUAGAACGAUGUACAAUACUGCGCAAUAGUUCAUCUUUUGCUCUUGUAACAGUAAACCCAUUUGUACAUAGAUACAUACAGACACUGAAAACAUUACAGCUAAAUAUUGUAAUACAUAUUCUUAGCUUUGUUAUUAUCUUGGGGGAAGAAUUUAAUAAUGUUUCCAUUUUCGCUACAGCACUUUACCACUGAAUAUUUAGCAGUGGUCUUGAGAAGAAGAAAUGUUCAAAAGUUUACAAAGAGACUUAUGUAUGUCCGAGAACAGUAGAGGAAUCAAUGUGUUUGAUAAUGAACAAAUUUGCCACUGAUGUUUGCCUCUGUACAGUUGCCAGAACCGUUGUUAGCACUGGAGGUGAACAUCCUCAAACGGUUAAAAAAAUGUUUUCCCUGUUCUAUAAAAAAACUUGUAUUGACAAAAUUUUAAAAGAAUGGUCUUGUGCUUUUAGUUGUGAACUUUGAAGUAAAGACAAUGAAACAGA